Megalobrama amblycephala (Wuchang bream) is the source of this 2639-nucleotide messenger RNA. Its product is annotated as zinc-binding protein A33-like. Gene Ontology annotation, molecular function: protein binding; ubiquitin-protein transferase activity; zinc ion binding. The record is from RefSeq and is a predicted model, not a curated record. Bases 386 to 1999 code for a protein of 537 amino acids. The transcript has 7 exons. NCBI's taxonomy places the organism in Eukaryota, Metazoa, Chordata, Actinopteri, Cypriniformes, Xenocyprididae. Gene Ontology annotation, biological process: protein ubiquitination.
AUGUAAAGCUCAGGAAUGUACAGUAGCACAUAAUACAAUAAAUCUUUCAAAUAUUCAAUAUUGCUCCUUAUUUCGAAAGUGGUGGUGUAAGGAUCUUCACAUCAGGGUACUGAUCACUUUCUCUGGGGUCAUUUUGCAGUAAUGACCUGCUGACUAGACAUGAUCUCUUACAUAUUUGAGUUUCUUCAAAGUUGCUCUUUAUAUUCAACCAGCUUCAAGAGGUGCAUCAUGAGAUUGUUUAUAAACAGAAUUGAAGUUCUUCAAUUCAAGUCCUUAAUAAGCAGAUGCCAUUAGAUCAGAAAAGUAUUUUAAGGUCAUAAGAAACUUCAAGUUUGUCCAAAUUUCAGACUACUAAUGUAAGUGAUUUUCAUUUCUCUUUAUAGGGAUGUUAUCCUCCAGCGGUCCACUGACGGAGGAGCUUCAGUGCUCUAUAUGUCUGGACGUGUUCACUGAUCCAGUCAGCACUCCAUGUGGACACAACUUCUGCAAGACCUGUCUGAAUAAGUGCUGGGACAACAGCUGGACCUGCAACUGUCCAUAUUGUAAAGAAACAUUUAAGCACAGACCUGAUCUCAAGAUUAAUACCACACUCAGAGAGCUCGUAGAUCACUAUAAAAAGAAAAGUCCUGAGAAAAAACCUGAAGUUCUGUGUGACGUCUGUAAGGAAAGAAAGCUGAAAGCCCUGAAGUCGUGUCUGGUGUGUCAGAGCUCUUACUGUGAAACUCACCUGGAGCCUCAUUUGAGAGUGGCAGGUUUAAAGAAACACAAACUGAUCAAUCCUGUGAGGAAUCUGAAGGACUAUAUAUGUCAGAAACAUGAGAGACCUCUGGAGCUGUUCUGUAGAGAUGAUCAGACGAUUGUGUGUCUGUUCUGCACUGAAGGACUUCACAAGAACCACAACACUGUUUCUAUAGAAGAGGAGAGUGAAGAGAAGAAGACUCAACUGAUAAAGACACAGAAAGACACACAGCAGAUGAUCCAGGACAGAAUCAAGAAGAUUCAAGACAUCAAACACUCAGCAAAAGUCAGAAAAAAACACAGAGAAGGAGAAAGCAGCCCGUGUCGAGCUCUUCACUUACACAUCCGCUCCAUUGAGAGAUGUCAGACUGAACUGCUGGAGAUGAUGGAGGAGCAGCAGAAAGCAGCAGAGAAACAGGAGGAAGAGCUCAUUGAAGAGCUGAAGCAGGAGAUCACUGAAUUAAAGAUGAGAAACACUGAGCUGGAGCAGCUCUCACACACUGAAGAUCUCCUCCACCUCCUACAGAUUUACUCAUCCCUGUACAGCUCUAGAAACACCAGGAACUGGUCUGAGAUCAGUGUGAAGACUGAUGAGAGUCUGGAGACUCUGAGGAGAGCUCUGACUCAACUGCAGGACACUCUACAGGAGAAACUCACACAAACUGAUCUGAAGAGGAUGCAGCAGUAUGAAGGUACAGUACAAGAUAUGGCUCAUCCUCAACUCAUCCUGUCUGAUGAUGGAAAACAAGUGAGACAUGGAGACAUUAGUCAGAAACUCCCAGACAACCCAGAGAGAUUUGAUCACUGUGUAUUUGUCCUGGGAAAGGAGGGAUUCUCCUCAGGGAGAUUUUAUUUUGAGGUGCAGGUGAAGGGAAAGACUGAAUGGACUUUAGGAGUGGCCAUUGAAUUCAUUAACAGAAAGGGACAGAUCGCACUGAGUCCCAGUAAUGGAUUCUGGACUGUGUGGCUGAGGAAUGGGAAUGAAUAUUUGGCCUGUGAUGAUCCUCCCGUCUCUCUCUGUCUGAGCAUGAAGCCGCAGCGGGUCGGUGUGUUUGUGGAUUAUGAGGAGGGUCUGGUCUCCUUUUAUGAUGUGGAGUCCAGCUCUCAUAUCUACUCUUUCACUGGUCAGUCUUUCACUGGGAAACUCAAUCCGAUUUUUAGUCCGUGCUUUAAUAAUAAAGGUAAAAACUCAACUCCAAUGAUCAUCACAUCUGUCAAAUACAAUAAAUUAAUUUACAGCCCUAAUAUGAAAUACACAUGAAAAUAAUGAUUUAUAUAAUUAAAAAUGUAAAAACAUGUUUUAUCAUAAGAAAUAAGAAUACAGAAAUUAAGGCAUCUUUACAAAGCCGAUUUAUGACUGCUCUGAAGCGGGUCUGUAUCUGCUCAGAAUUCAGUGUAAAGACGCAAUGCCGCAUUAAAGAAGACCUAAAAUACGCCGGGUCUGACCCACCUCAGCCCCUAGUAUCAAAGGCGACUCUGAUACUGUUCUGGUUCAGUGUAAAUGAACGCGGAAUAUAGCCGCCCUAAACUACGUCAUUGCCAUGACAACCAAAAGCAUUCCAGUCAGCUCCGGCGGCGCGAGAUUAAAGAAGCAGGAUAUGAAACAUAUAAGUUAGGGCAAAUAGUAAAAAUAAUGUCUACUAACAAGGGGCAUAAGUAAAAGAGUUCUGUACUCACGUUGUGAAGCAAACCACCAAAAUAACAGCAGAGAUUCGUCAUGUGUCAUCAGUUGGCUUUCGCCGUUUGUAAUCUUCCUAUGAAGAGACAGUCAGAUCAACGCGCUGCUACAUUUCUCUCAGAUACGGUAGCCUAAAUGCUUAACACAAUCGGCGUCACUUUGAUUGUGUAUUGUUAUAUUAUAUUCCAAAAAUCAUCUAGGCCUACUUGAGGACGAUAUUUCA